CCCAACUCUCCCUCCUGCCAAACCCUCAUCAAUCCACAUCCCAGCCAACCCAGUCUCUCCCAUUCAAUAAUCUCCUUCCUCUGCUCUACUUUCUCCUGCGCUUUUUGUUACAAACCGCUUUUACCGUUUACAUAACCUACCCACUCUCUUUUUCCACAAUAUUCGACCAUUCUAUUUCAUCGCCCAAGCCAACGGAAGAGACAGACGCAUUCUGCAAGACCAUUCUCCAAGGCGGCAUAAUUACUUAGCUGCUCGCCAACUGCAGCGAUCAACAAGCUGCUAGCAUUUCAUAACAGCCUUUCCUUUUCAUCAAGGCAACGCCGAUUUCCCUUUUAGAUUCCGACCAACCCGUCAACACCAUGUCAGGCAAGCUCGACCAGUCUCUCGACGAGAUCCUUUCGACUCGUCGCAAGUCUGCCGGAACUCGCCGCAGGUCGCAACGUCAGUCUGCUGGCCGUCCCGCAACAACUGCGCCCGUUGGCGGUGUUCAGAAGACAUCGAGGGCCGCGCGCGUCGCGGCCAAUAAGCCUACUCCCGCCAAGGCUACACCCCACACUGGUGAAAGCAAGAUAAUCGUGAACAACCUGCCCAAGGAUGUAAACGAGCAGCAAAUUAAGGAAUAUUUUGCCCAGGCGGUCGGUUCUAUCAAGAAGGUUGAGCUCUCCUAUGGGCCCAACUCGGUCAGCCGCGGCAUCGCCAAUGUGACCUUUCACAAGCCGGAUGGCGCUAGCAAGGCCUUUCAGAAGCUCAAUGGUCUUCUGGUUGAUGGUCGCCCCAUCAAAAUUGAGAUUGUUGUCGCCGCUGCCCAGGCUGCCAACGUCAUCCCACAGCCGAAGAGCCUCGCUGAGCGCACCACGCAACCCAAGGUGCAGCCGAAGUCUGCUGCUUCGGAUAAGCACAACGCUAAUGGUGCGAAGAGUGCUGUGGCGAAUGCCGGUGCUCGAGGUCGCAAGACUCGCCGCCCGCGCAACAGCAGACCCGCCAAGAAGACGGCCGAGGAGCUGGAUUCCGAGAUGGCCGACUACUUUGAAUCUGCUAACAAUGCUCCUGCGACCGAGAACACCAAUGGCGCCGCAGCUGCUCCUGCUCCUACAAACGGCGACGCGCCCAUGGAGGAUGAGAUUAUGUGAACUUAGACAUAGGCUGCCAGCUUAUGGCUUAGGGUUAAGACGAAGUCAGAAACAGGCCUAGGAUGACCUGGGACAUAGUUAGACUUGACUUCUGGCCGUUUUUCGCUUCCUCUUAUCUUUUGUCGUCGGGCAGCCAGAACAAGGCAGGAGACCUUAGGCUGUCGUUCUUUUUUCCAUUUGGUCAGUAAGGGAGGAUUCAGAUUGUGCCACAUCUUCGCAGACUUUAGAAUGGGGCUGUCUGGCAAUUUCAGG
Molecule: messenger RNA, 1382 nt
Organism: Sodiomyces alkalinus F11
Lineage: Eukaryota; Fungi; Ascomycota; Sordariomycetes; Glomerellales; Plectosphaerellaceae
Exons: 5
Coding region: 360-1130 (256 amino acids)
Biological process (GO): mRNA export from nucleus
Cellular component (GO): nucleus
Molecular function (GO): mRNA binding
Source: RefSeq, a predicted model, not a curated record